AUGGCUGAACCGAUUAGCGAUACAAAUAAUUUGCAAAGCGCAGAUCAAAGAAAAGAACGCGAUGUUAUUUACUUCAAUCGAUUAAAGAAAGAUAUCAAAAGAGUAGAAGAGCACCUCAGACAAGCAGAUGCUGCCAUCGCCACAUUUGGUAAGGAUAUAAUCCAAGACAGCCCCAUCGAGAAACGAAUAUUGGCAAUGUAUGCAGCUUAUGGAACUGUACCCUAUCGACCGGAAAAAAAUGACACUAUAACCACCGCAUCAACAUCGGUGCUUUUGGAAAACAUGAUUGAGGACAAGAAAGCAGUGCUUAAAGAGUUUACAAAUAUUCAUAAAGACCCUGGAAAUGACUUGGGGUAUGUAACUCAGGAAUUACUCAAAAUCCGAGACGCGCGAGUGAAGGAACGGGAUAUGAUGAAGUCUAUUUUGGAAUUGGAAUUGGUUUUAGAUCUGGGACUGAAUUUAGAAAAGAAAAGUGAAAAGACAAGGUUUGAAGAUGAAGUAAUGGGAAAAUUAAAAGAAUCAGAGAAAUUGGAUAAAGUGUUGCAACUGUUUUUGAGGAAAGUAUCUGUCAAAUAUACUGCUUACUGUGACUCAAUAGAUGGGAUUGUAAAUGAUAAAGACGAGUUGCAGUUAAAGGUAGAUGACUUGAUGAAGUUUUUCAAUGAGUUGAUAAAUGGAGAUUGGGUUGAGGUACGAAGUUCAAGUCAUAUUGAAGCAGUUGUCAAGAUUAUGGAAAACGGGAGUAUAUUGCAACGUGAAAAUGGGAAAGUAAGGCUACGAGGACUAGAACCUAUAAAGUGA
Molecule: messenger RNA, 801 nt
Organism: Lodderomyces elongisporus
Lineage: Eukaryota; Fungi; Ascomycota; Pichiomycetes; Serinales; Debaryomycetaceae
Exons: 1
Coding region: 1-801 (266 amino acids)
Source: RefSeq, a predicted model, not a curated record